UUCCCAAACAGCAUGGCCGCCCCGUAGACGAAACGUGCGAAAUAUAAUUUCUGUGACGUUCGUAGUAAAAUGGGGAGCUUUUCUACUAUACAUUUAUCAACCGUGUAGUUUUAACUUACGCCUAUAAACGGCAAACAUCUGAAUUGUAUAAAAUAUCUUCGCUGACCUGCACUACCGUACAGAGCUACUGUUUUCAGUAAUCAUUUGGCUAACUCCUGGUCACUGGCCAGUGAAAGCAGGGAGGUAUCCAGUGGUAGAAAUUAGUUUGUUGGAAGUUUCUUAUAAAGGCCUGGAGAAGAUUUGCGCACCAUGUCGACCAGUCAGACCUUAUUUGUGCAGAAUUUGCCUGCUGAUGCUUCCAACGAACGUUUGGAAGAAAUAUUCUCUGACAUAGGACCAGUGAAACACUGCUUUGUCGUGAAAGAUAAAGAAUCCGGCAAAUGUCGGGGCAUUGGCUAUGUCACCUUCCCAAUGGCAGAGGAUGCCAAGCGCGCGCUCACUGAUGUCAACAAGUAUGACGGAAAGAAGAUUCGUGUAUCAUUCGCGAAGAAAAAGCUCAAGGAAAAGAAGAAAGGAGCCCCAAAAGAAGAAACAGCCCCCAAGACGACUCCAAAAGCUACUGAAAUUCCUCGAAAGAAACAGCUGAAAGCACAACUCAUCAUAAGAAAUCUUAGUUUCAAAUGUUCUACAGAUGAUCUGAAACAAUUUUAUUCCAAGUAUGGUGCAGUCCAAGAGGUCAACAUUCCCCUUAAACCAGAUGGGAAGAUGCGUGGGUUCGCAUUUGUCCGCUUCAAGAACAUGAUGGAGGCCCACAAGGCACUGAAUGGCACCAAUAUGAAGGAGAUCAAAGGACGGCAAGUGGCUGUAGACUGGGCCGUCCCCAAAGACAAGUUUCAGGGGAAGAAGCCAAGUAACACAGCGGCGACUAUAAAACAACAAGAAGAAGAAGUUGCAGUCAAAGUUGAGAAUGAUGAUGAUGACGACGACGACGAUGAUGAUGAUGAUGAUGAUUCUGGAUCAGAGGAGGAAGUGGACGUGGCAGCAAAGAAAGCAACACAAAAGUCAGCUGCCGCUUCAAAGAAAAGUCAAAGCCAGCUGGAGGAGGAGGAGACAGAUGAUGACGACAGUGAUGAUGAAGAGGAGGACAAUGAUAGUGCUAUGGAAGAGGAAGAACAGAAUAGCUCUGGAGCUGAAGACUCUGAUGGUGAUGAUGAUGAUGAUGAUGAUGAUGAUGACGAUGACGACGGUCCAUCAGAUGAUGACGAUGAUGACAGCUAUGGUGAUGAUGAUGACGAUGAUGACGAAGAUGGUGCCUCCAAAAAGAAGAAGCGAGUUUUGCCAUCAGAUGUCCAUGAAGGAAAAACCGUCUUCAUCAGAAAUCUAUCCUUUGAUACGGAAGAGGAUGAGUUGGGGGAAGCACUGUCAAAGUUUGGCGAGCUGAAGUUUGUUCGGAUCGUGAUGCAUCGAGACACAGAGUCCUCUAAAGGUUGUGCAUUUGCACAGUUCAAAAACAAAGAGGCAGCAGACAGUUGCAUCGCCGCUUCCGAGGAUAGUGGAGGGUUCCGACUGGAUGGCCGACAGCUGAACAUAGUGGCAGCGGUGAGCCGUGAGGACGCUGAGAAGCUGAGGGACAAGAAGCCUAAAGUCCAGACGGGCUCCAGGAACCUCUACCUGGCCAGAGAGGGCUUGAUUCGAGCUGGAACAAAAGUAGCAGAGGGUGUUCCAGAAGCAGACAUGGCCAGGAGGACUAGAUUUGAGGAGCUGAAGCGGGCCAAGCUGCAGGACCUCAACAUCUUUGUGUCCAAGACGAGACUGUGCGUCCACAACCUGCCCAAGAGCGUGGACUACACAAAGCUCCGGACACUCUGCCUGCAGGCUGCGGUGGGUGGCAAAGGCUCCACCAACAAAGUCAAAAUCAGCGAGUGCCGCGUGAUGUAUGACAGGAAGCCGGAGAAGGGCCAGGUGAUGGGCCAGUCGCUAGGUUACGGCUUUGUGGAGUUCCGGGAGCAUGAGCACGCCCUCAAGGCCCUGCGCCACCUCAACAACAACCCCGACAUUUUCGGCCCCAACAAGAGGCCUAUUGUGGAGUUCUCACUGGAGGACAAACGGAAGUUGAAGAUCAAGGAGAUGCGACAACAGCAGGGCAAACAGUACCAGAAGAAGCCUGGGGGCCAAGCAGAGCAGCAGGCACCAGGGACAGGGCAGUCAAAGAACCAGCAGCAACAAAAGACCAAGCCGAACCAACUGCAACAACAACAGCAGAACUCUACGCAGCCUCAGCAGCAGAACAAGCUCAAGCAGAAUCCACAACAGCAGAAAUCCAAACAACAGCAGCAGCCGUCACAGCCACAACAGAAGACCUUUAAGCAGCCUCCACAGUCACAAAAUGCCAAGCAGCAGCAGCAGAGCAGCCCAUCCAAGAGGAAGGCCCAGGAGGAGCCAGAGGAGGCCGUGCCCGUCUCCGAGGAGGCCGGCAGCAGCAGUCGCUUCUCUGGCUUCAGGACCACGGCGGAGGUGGAGCAGGUGGAGCUGGCUGACGGCAAGAAGCGCCGCAAGGUCCUCCCCAUGCCCAAGAAACGAGGCCCCAAGAUCAGGCAUCGAGACAAAGGAAAGCAACCACCUGUACAGCCCAAGACUCCGAAGAAGGGUCCAACUAGGAAGGAACAGCUGGCUAUGCGCUCCCUAGAGAAAGUCACACAGCCCAAGAAACAGAACGCCAAGCCGGGGAAAAAGAGGUUCAGGAAUAAGGAGGAUGAUCGAUUCGACAGCCUCGUCGAACAGUACAAGAAGAAGUUGAUAGGCAACAACAACAACUCCAAAUCCCCCGUCAUUAAGAAAAGCAAAUGGUUCAGCAGCUGAGUUUUGUAUGUAUGUGAGUCAGAGUGUGAGAGGCUUGUGUGUCAUGUUCAUGCGUCUGUGUGCAUGUGGUGAGUAUGGACUGUAUAUGUCUGGUUGUUUUUUCCUGAGGAGCAUCAGAGACUGUAUUAUUUCUGUGAAUUUUAAUAUUAAAAACAACCCAGUUUUGAUAUAUAAAUGCAUCGGAAUCUUGUUAUAAUCCUUUUAGGAUUAUUUGAAAAGGCAUCUUUUGAGUGUUAAAGGCAUCUUUUUCAAGUGUCUUUCUUAAAUGUAUCAUGAAUUUUAAUUCUGGCAUUUAGUAAAGCAAUGAAAUGUCUUA
Molecule: messenger RNA, 3175 nt
Organism: Engraulis encrasicolus (European anchovy)
Lineage: Eukaryota; Metazoa; Chordata; Actinopteri; Clupeiformes; Engraulidae
Gene: rbm28
Product: RNA binding motif protein 28
Exons: 19
Coding region: 310-2859 (849 amino acids)
Cellular component (GO): nucleolus
Molecular function (GO): mRNA binding
Source: RefSeq, a predicted model, not a curated record